Nothobranchius furzeri (turquoise killifish) is the source of this 2083-nucleotide messenger RNA. It is a transcript of the gene ralba, whose product is annotated as v-ral simian leukemia viral oncogene homolog Ba (ras related). Gene Ontology annotation, cellular component: plasma membrane. Gene Ontology annotation, biological process: Ras protein signal transduction. The record is from RefSeq and is a predicted model, not a curated record. Gene Ontology annotation, molecular function: GTPase activity; GDP binding; GTP binding. NCBI's taxonomy places the organism in Eukaryota, Metazoa, Chordata, Actinopteri, Cyprinodontiformes, Nothobranchiidae.
CUGUCAUCUAGUUUUCAUUUCCGGAAGGUGGGGUGUUUUUUUUUUACGGGAGCGUUUUGUUUUUGGGGAGCCAAUGUGUCGGUUUGCACAGGGAAAGCAGCCAGAAAGAUAGCAUCAACCAAGGGCAGUUUUAAAAAUUCUGCAUUGGUUGUGUGUGUGUGCGCGUGUGUGUCUGUGCGCCUGUGUGCAUGUGUGUUUGAGUGAAUAAAAGGACGGAUAAAGGAGCCCAGCAAUGGCAACCAAUAAAUGCAAAAACCAGAGCUCGCUGGCUCUGCACAAGGUGAUAAUGGUAGGAAGUGGAGGUGUUGGGAAGUCGGCCCUCACGCUGCAAUUCAUGUAUGACGAGUUUGUGGAGGACUAUGAACCCACCAAAGCAGACAGCUACAGGAAGAAGGUGGUUCUGGAUGGGGAGGAAGUCCAGAUCGACAUCCUGGACACGGCUGGCCAGGAGGACUACGCUGCGAUCAGGGAUAAUUAUUUUCGCAGCGGGGAGGGCUUCCUGCUGGUUUUCUCCAUCACAGAGCACGAGUCCUUCAGCGCCACCGAGGAGUUCAGGGAGCAGAUCCUGCGGGUGAAGGCAGAGGAGGAAAAGAUUCCUCUCUUGCUCGUGGGCAACAAGUCGGACCUGGAGGAGCGUCGGCAGGUGUCUGUAGAUGGGGGCCGCGCGAAGGCCGACGAGUGGGGCGUCCAGUAUGUGGAGACAUCAGCCAAAACUAGAGCCAACGUCGACAAGGUGUUCUUUGACCUGAUGCGUGAAGUUCGAGGCAAGAAAAUGACGGAGAACAAGGACAAAAACGGGAAAGGAAAGAACAAAAAGAGCAAGAAGAGUCUGCGGGAGCGAUGCUGUUUACUCUGAACUCUUCAUGGACCUAAACAGCUGAGAUGCUGCGGAAUAAAAGCAAAUGGGUUUCGUUGUCAUUUAAGUGAAAGUUUAUUUUUUUAGCGCUUGCGGUGGCUUAGGGUCUAAAACAAACUCGGCCACUUUGUUGCCAAUUUAAAAUCCUAAAAUCUGAUCCGGGAUCUUACUGGAAGACGAGCACUGUUGGACUGACUGACUCGGACUGCAGUGCUCGAGGACUCGUCGUAAGCUAGCGACCAAACUGCCACUGACACUAACUGUGCUGCUCAAGACUCUCUUAACUCUCAUUUACUCCACCUUCUACCUAGCUGUGUAGGUUUGUAAGAAAACAUACAUUUCACUUUUUCUGCGUAUUUUCAGAAUGUUUAAUUAUAUAAGUAGCAAAUGAUAGAAAUAACUAAAUGCUGCUGUUUGUCUUUUGUGAUUUUUACGUCGCUGUCAUCCGUUCAUUUACUUUACAACUCGGGUGCGUCGAGAACUGAUGUUUCACUUUUAUUUCUUCUUCACCCAAAGGUUUGUGACUUUAUUCUCUUCAAUGCUCAUCAAAGAUUUAUGAAGUGCAAUCAGAGGAGUCCUGGUCAAACUGGAGCAGUUUAUGUUUUCUGACUUGAUUACCACAGUUCAAAAGGUUUUUCAGAAAGAAAGCUGCACAAUAAGAUCUUUAAAAGUCUCACUAAUCCAUCUACAGCUUUUAAAACUUGUAAAAUGUUAUGCAAUCUAUUUUGAUGUGAAGUUGGUCUGACAGACGUAAUAUAACCUUAACUGCAGACAUUUGUUCUUGUCAUUGCCAGCUGCUGAAGUUUUGAGCCUCUGACUGUGUGCUGUGAUGGCCGGUGACAAUCCCAAACCACCGCGUUUAUCAUCCCCGACCUCCUCACAUGUUCUUUUGAUAGUAAAAAUGCAUGAACUCGUAGGAAAAGCAAUUCUACGCAGAGUGGAAAGUUUUAAUCAAUGUGCCAACUAAAGCCAAAGCACUUUAGUGGAUGUGCUGCACGUUAGUUCCUUAACGGUGCGUUUGUCAGAGGGCUCUACCUUAUUGUCUCUGAGCAAAGCUUUGCUCCGUAACUGUUGUUUGUUCAAGUGCUACAGAAAAUGAAAUGUCUACCACUGCCUAAAAUAUUCUUUAUAACACAUGUUUUCUUUUUUUUAUCUGGUCUGUAAGUAUGCCCGUCUUCCUGCAGCAAGAGAGCUGCAGAAUAAAUGUUCCUUUUCUUUAUUACCUCA